AUUUGAUCCCUGCGGAGAUUGUUUUUGCGCUGUUUGUCUUGAUUUGGCUACUUUCCUUUCUUGCUAUUAAAGCGCUGCUGUCCGUCGAUAAACACAUGGAAAAUGAGGUGCAACGCGCAGAUGGAGGAAGACAGCAGUUGAAAAUGCUUUGAAAAAGGCUCUCAGAAAAUACUAAGUGCAAGCAUUGGACAUUGCAUUGUAUGCUGUUUUAUCACGACAGGAAACCUGUGUCCCGUCCUGAUAAAAAAUGGACUGCGAUGAGUGCCAGUUCCUGACUGGACAUGUGGACUGUUAGGUAAGAUCCAACAGAGGAGACAACACUUCAGACACGGCCCUGCCCAAGACAAACAGGAUCCGAACCCUGGGGGUCAUGGACUCUCCAUAGCCAGAGGAGACAAUUCUUCAGUGUUAUAAUCAGGAAUCGCUUAUAAUAGAUGACAAGAAAGCCAAAGUGUUAUUUUGGCGGAGUCUUUUUUUGUAGCAGCCGCUGCCAGAGAAGACAGCUGUCCUCGAUUUUGAUAAAUCAUGAUCCCCAUAACUGAGCUGCGCUAUUUUGUGGAUACGCAACCUGCAUAUCGCAUUCUAAAGCCAUGGUGGGACGUCUUCACAGACUAUUUAUCAGUCAUCAUGCUGAUGAUUGCUGUAUUUGGCGGCACACUUCAGGUCACACAGGACAAGAUGAUCUGCCUACCCUGCAAAUGGGUGGUUAACAAGACUUGUAGAAAGUAUUUAAAUUCAACUUUUUCUGUGCCCUUGACUCUCGAACCUCAAGGAAUCCAGUAUGACCUUGAUCGUCACCAGUACAACUAUAUCGAUGCUGUAUGCUAUGAAAACAAGCUUCACUGGUUUGCUAAGUAUUUCCCAUAUUUGGUGCUGUUGCAUACGCUCAUCUUCCUGGCUUGCAGCAACUUCUGGUUCAAAUUCCCUUGGACAAGCUCUAAAUUGGAACAUUUUGUGUCUAUUCUUUUGAAAUGUUUUGAUUCGCCAUGGACCACACGAGCUCUGUCUGAAACAGUAGUGGAGGAAAGUGACCCCAAAGCUCUGGUGAAAAUGAAUGGCUCCUUUGAUAAGAAGGCUUCAUAUGUCAGUGAGGACGUUGAGGCGAGUGUUCCCAUGCUGUCAACAACCAGGUCUCGUUUUGAACAAGGAAUUGUGGACCACUCUGAAACUGGUGUCCUGGACAAAAAGGAGGGUGAACAGGCAAAGGCAUUGUUUGAAAAGGUGAAGAAGUUUCGAAUUCAUGUCGAAGAGAGCGACAUAGUGUACAGACUCUACAUCCGACAGACUAUCAUCAAAGUAGUUAAAUUUAUCCUUAUAAUCUGCUAUACAGGUUACUAUGUCCACAAUAUUCAAUUCAGUGUUGACUGCAGUGUGGAUAUUGAGAAUCUCACAGGUUAUCAAAUGUACAAUUGUGCCCAUCCCUUGGCCACUCUCUUUAAAAUCUUAGCAUGCUUCUACAUCAGUCUAGUAGUUGUGUAUGGGAUGAUCUGCAUGUACACCCUUAGCUGGAUGCUACGACGUUCGCUCAAGAAAUAUUCUUUUGAGUCUAUCAGGGAGGAGAGUAGCUAUAGUGACAUCCCAGAUGUGAAAAAUGACUUUGCCUUCAUGCUGCAUAUGAUUGACCAGUACGACCCCCUUUAUUCCAAACGAUUUGCAGUUUUCCUCUCAGAGGUGAGUGAGAACAAACUUCGCCAGAUGAACCUUAACAACGAGUGGACUUUAGACAAGCUUCGGCAGAGGAUAACCAAAAAUUCACAAGAGAAGUUAGAGCUGCACCUAUUUAUGCUCAGUGGAAUUCCAGACACAGUUUUUGACGUGGUAGAGCUGGAGGUUCUGAAACUUGAGCUCAUCCCUGAUGUCACCAUACCACCUAUCAUUGCCCAACUAACCAGCCUCAGAGAGAUGUGGCUCUACCACACACCAGCCAAAAUCGAAGCUCCAGCCCUGGCGUUUUUGAGAGAGAACUUGAAAUCACUGCAUAUCAAAUUCACUGAUAUAAAGGAGAUCCCUCUGUGGAUCUACAGCUUGAAGAACCUAAGCGAGUUGCAUCUGACUGGGAACCUUAGUUCUGAAAACAAUCGCUACAUUGUCAUUGACGGUUUACGAGAGCUGAAGCGACUAAAGGUUUUGAGACUAAAAAGUAACCUUACAAAGCUGCCACAGGUGGUUACUGAUGUUGGAAUGCACCUUCAAAAGUUGUCCAUCAACAAUGAAGGCACCAAGUUGAUGGUGCUCAACAGCUUGAAGAAGAUGGUGAACCUGACAGAGCUGGAACUCGUCCGCUGUGAUUUGGAACGCAUACCACAUUCCAUCUUCAGCCUGCACAACUUACAGGAGAUUGAUCUUAAAGACAAUAACCUCAAAACCAUUGAGGAGAUCAUUAGUUUUCAGCAUCUUCAUCGACUUGUUUGUCUGAAACUGUGGUAUAAUCAGAUUGCGUAUGUACCCAUCCAAAUAGGUAAAUUGACCAAUCUGGAGCGCCUCUAUUUGAACCGCAACAAAAUUGAGAAGAUGCCAAAUCAGCUCUUCUUCUGUCGGAAGCUUAGGUUUCUUGAUCUAAGCCAUAACAAUCUAACUGACAUCCCAUCUGAAAUAGGACGAUUACAGAACCUUCAGUACCUUGCUGUAACUGCAAAUAGGAUUGAGGCUCUUCCCCCGGAGUUGUUUCAGUGUAAGAAAUUGCGUACACUGAACUUCGGAAACAACUGCCUGCAGUCCCUGCCCUCUCGGUUUGGGGAGCUCACCAGUCUGACUCAGCUUGAGCUGAGGGGCAACAGGCUUGAGGGCCUGCCUGUAGAACUUGGGGAGUGCAGAUUGCUGAAGAGAAGUGGCAUAAUUGUGGAGGACAAUAUUUUCAACACUUUACCAUCAGAGGUCAAAGAGCAGCUUUGGAGGAAUGAAAAAGAGGCUGCUUGAAAUCAAGAUGCAUAAAUCUUAAAGCACUGCACUGUGUGAAAAAUUUAUGAAAUGCUGUGUGGAGGGGAAUUUUAACAAAGCAAUACAAAAGUAUUAAAUUUGUCACUUUUUUCAGGGGUGAGGAUGUUUCCUGGAAGACAAAGGAAAAGAAAUACUUUAAGUAUUGUAAGCCAUGUAAUGUUUUAGUGAUACAGAAGACAUUUUCUGUAACCCAGACAGCAAUGACAUUUCUGCUGUUAUACAGUGCAGUGAAAAUGUAUUUGCCGCAUCCUGAUUUCUUCUAUGUUUGUCUAUAUCGUAUACUAAAUUGUUUCAUAAAUUAAAAUAAAAUCUAACAUAAAACAAAAGCAAUCUGAAUAAACACAAAAAAAACAUAUUUUUAAUUGAUAAUGUUAUUUAUUGAAGCAAAAAAGUUAUCCAGUACCAACUGGGCCUGUUUGAAAAAAGUAUUUGCCCCCUUAAUUGCUCCCCAAAUCUAUGAAACUGUAUUCAUAAUAGGGUUCAGCUGGACUAGACACAUCCAGGCAUGAUUACUGCCAGCCCUGUUCAAUCAAAUCAACACCUAAAUAUAACUUUUUCAGCAGCAUGAAGUUGGAUAAAAGGUCUCACCCAGAAGCACACUAUGCCAAGGUUGAAAGAAAUUCCAGAAAUGAUGAGAAAAAAGGUGAUUGAAAUACAUCAGUCUGGGAAGGGUUAAAAAGCUUUCAAAGGCUCUGGGAUUCCAAAGAACCACAGUGAGAGCCAUUAUCUCCAAAUGGAGAAAACUUGGCACAGUAGUUAACUUUCCCAAAAGUGGCCAUCUUUCCAAAUUCCUCCAAGAGCACAGUGACGACUCAUCCAGGAAGUCACAAAAAAGCCAAGGACAACAUCCCAGGAACUGCAGGCCUAUAAAGGUCAUCAAUAAAUGUCACUGUUCAUGACUCCACUAUCAGAAAGACACAGGCCAAAAAUUCCAUCCAUGGAGGUGUGGUGAGGCGAUAACCACUGCUAACCCAGAAGAACAUUAAGGCUUGUUUGAAUUUUACCAAAACACACCUUGAUGAUCCUCAAACCUUUUGGGAGAAUGUUCUGUGGAACUGUUUGGAAGACAGUACCGUUAAAUCUGGCAUAAAUCAAACACAGAAUUCCACAAAAAGAACAUCAUACCGAUGGUCAAUCAUGGUGGUAUUCUGAUGGUGUGGGAAUGCUUUGCUGCUUCAGUGCCUGGGCAACUUGCAAUAAUUGAGGGAAACCUGAAUUCUGCUCUAUCAGAACAUCCUAAAGGAGAAUGUCCUAUCAUCAGUCAAGUGCAACUGGAUUGUGCAGCAGGACAAUGAUCCAAAGCAUAGGAGUAAGUCCACCUCUGAAUGGCUCAAAAGAAGCUAAAUUAAAGUAUUGGAGUGGCCUAGUCAAAGUCCUGAAUUGAACCCAAUUGAGAUGCUGUGUAAGGACAUUAAACUGGCAGUUAUUGCUCAAAAACCCUCCAAUGUGGCUGAAAUGAAGCAGUUCUGCAAAGAAGAGUGGGCCAAAAUUCCACCACAGCAUUGUGAAUGACUAAUUUCCAGUUAUCGCAGGCGUUUGGUUGCAGUUGUUGCUGCUACAGGUGGCACAACCAGCUAUUAGUAUAAGGGGGCAGUUCUUUUUUCACAUGAUGAUAUACCUGUAGGUGUUGGAUAACUUUUUUGCUUCAAUAAUAUACAUUUAUUUGAAAACUGUAUUUUGUGUUUACUCAGGUUGCCUUUGUUUUAUAUCUCGUUUGAAAAUCUAAAACAAUUUGGUAUGAAAAAUACACAAAAAUAUAAGAAAUCAGGGGGCAAAUACUUUUCUACAGCAAUGUACAUUGAGAAUGAGUGAGCAGACUAAAUAUUACAUCUUGACUAAGGUGCUGUUCAUGUUGGCCUUAAUUAAAAUACACAACACAAUUUUAUGAAUAUUGCAUUUUAUUCUAAACAUUUGAAUGGAUUUUUUAACUUGUCUAACCGUGUAAGUGUUGUCUGAAAUGCUGUUUGAGCGCGUUUACAUACACACCAGUGCACUUAUUACUCCCAAAAAAGCAGCCUUUUAAAAAAUAUCUGACAAAGCAAGAAAUCUGCGUUUUAUUCUCUGCUUUUGACAUUUCAAUCUGUGAAAAUAUGUGCAGACAUUGGAUAAGCCAGUAAAUACGCUGGUUAUGGUGUUUACAUGCUAUGCAAAAUUGGUGUAAUGGCCAAAAAUCUACCUGUGUUGAUCGGUUUAUUCUUACAACGUUUAUGAUCUUACACCGAUAAAGGAAAGCCGUUUAAUGCGUUUACAAGACUACACUUGGCUUAUUAAGCAUAAUCAGUGUAAGAACUUGCAUGUAAACGCGUUCAUUGAUUGCCUUUUGCUUAUCUAUGUAUCAGUACUCCCCAUUCAACCCCAUCAGAGUUGACUGUUUCCUGCUGUAACAUCUAUUAAGCUUUCUUUGAAAUUAUUGGGCGAUGUUGUUCAAAUUACUCCACCUUGAUCUGUUGGGGUUAAUAUAUUUUAAAAACAUAGAGAAUGCUUAGUAAAUGCUUGUUUUUUCAAACAUGCACUACGAGUUAUCUUGCAGAAUAAAAUGCUGUACAGCCUUUUUCUCACACUUACUAUGUAAAAUGCAAGUAACCUCUGCUGCAUGAAUUAUAUAAUUCCUUAAAUUUCAAAGGUUUAGGGAAAUUUAUAAUUCAGUAUUCAGUGCCCUUUCACUUAAUCUUAGUGAGUUUGUUAUUGUCUACUCUACUGUGUAAAAAAAGGACUUGUUAAUCCCUGUAAUGAAAGUUCAGUAAUGUGUGUUAACUGAAUACAGUAUGUUUGGUUGCGUGAAGUAUUUGCAGUAUUUAUUACUUGAUGCAAAAACGAAAGAUAACAUUGAAAUAUUGUGCUACAGACAUCUACAUGUUUUUAUUUGUAUUAAGUAUAUUACUAUUACAAAUAGUUUUUCAAGAAGUUUGCCUUUCAAGAAGUCUGCUUGAUUACAUUACACUUUACAAAUAUACAGCACCUUGUUUUCACCAGACUGCUCACUUUGAAAUGCCUUGAAUUAUCAAAUAAGAAUUUUCUAACAAAUAGUUUACCAUUUGUUGUAAUGGUAGAUUAUCCAUUUGUAUUCUGUUGCCCGGCAUGUAAACUUUCACAUGGAAAAACUUAAACUUUGCACUAAACCUUCUUCCAGCUUAUUCUCAUGUCAUGUUAUUCUCAAGACAUUGCAUGACAACACACUGUUAAGAAGACAAUCAGUAUUUCGUGAAAUGUUGUGUAUGUGCAAUGCAGUGUUGUGAGUAUGUUAGACAUUGACUGAAUUAUAACUAGUUUUCAGUUUUGAAUACAGAUUAAUACUGUAUGCUAGUAUGCCUCUAGUAGAUUAACCUUGCUGUUUUGGCUUGCUAUUUUAAUAGCCAUAUUCAAUUUGACAAACAUGUUACUUUUGAAAGGUUAUUGAACAUAUUGCAUAUUGUUUAUUACCUCAAGUAUGAAAUAGUUUAGGAUUUAUUACAUUUUUCAAUAUAUCCACAUUGGAAGCUAAAGCUAAUACAAUAUCAGAUCGUAUUAAUACUCAGGUAAGUGCCAUUCAACUUUGUACACUUGCAGCUCAGUCAAAGUUUUGUGUUUGUUUUUUAAAAUUGUGCUUAAAACAAAUGAUGCCAUGUUUAUUCUUCCAGUGUUAACAUUGAACCAUUUGUUAUAUUUAUGGAUGAUGAUGGAUUAUAUGUAUUAUGUAAACCCAAUUUUUUGUUAAGUAUAUUAUGUAAAAUUUGAAUUAAAUACCACCAACUGUAUCAAGCCAUACAGAGUGAAUAAACACUCUGUAUUCUCCAGUGUGAAUAAAAUUCA
Molecule: messenger RNA, 6726 nt
Organism: Xyrauchen texanus (razorback sucker)
Lineage: Eukaryota; Metazoa; Chordata; Actinopteri; Cypriniformes; Catostomidae
Gene: lrrc8ab
Product: leucine rich repeat containing 8 VRAC subunit Ab
Exons: 4
Coding region: 526-2916 (796 amino acids)
Molecular function (GO): protein binding
Source: RefSeq, a predicted model, not a curated record